Molecule: messenger RNA, 15094 nt
Organism: Labrus mixtus (cuckoo wrasse)
Lineage: Eukaryota; Metazoa; Chordata; Actinopteri; Labriformes; Labridae
Gene: chd6
Product: chromodomain helicase DNA binding protein 6
Exons: 45
Coding region: 280-10797 (3505 amino acids)
Molecular function (GO): protein binding; ATP-dependent chromatin remodeler activity; ATP binding
Source: RefSeq, a predicted model, not a curated record
UCUCUCUCUCUCUCUCUCUCUCUCUCUCCUCUCUCCCCUCCCUCCCCUGCCUGCUAAUUUUUUAUGCAUUUUUCUAAACUGUCAUGGCGAUUUUGUGUCCUUGGAAAUAAAAAGCGCCAGUGUUUUUCGGGCUGACCGGGGGGAUGUGUCGCCGGUGAGAGCGCGUGUCCGGCGUCCGGAGCAGGUGAGCUGUCCGCCGGGGAGGGUUUUUCUGAGGAGCGGUGUCCCCUGGAAGGAGUUUUAGCGGCUGUCCACACGUAUGCAGUGAAGGGAUAGAAGAUGAAAAUACACAAGAAGGACAAGCAGCAGGUGUUCACGGGUCUCCUGAAGCACACGCCUCCUCCGGCCUCCUCUGCAGCCGCCGCCUCCUCCUCGUUGGACCAAAACAGCAACGCACAAACCGCAGUUCCCACAAUCCCACGGGGUCACCUGGUUGUGGGCUCCAAGGACCAGCUCCGCCUCCUCACCCCUUUAGGCAGCACGGCGGCGUCCAAUCACUGCGCGACUGCGUCCGGGGUCCACGCCGCUAAGCACGCCGGAGGAGGAGGAGCCCCCAGACCUCCUUCCUCCCUGAGCGAGGAGGACGAUGGAGGAGGAGGAGGAGGGGGGGGAAGGGUGAAGAAGAAACGGAGGAAAAAGGACAAGAGAGAGCGAGGAGUGGAGGCGGGGGAGAGAGAGAGGGAGAGCAGCAAACCAAAGAAACGGAGAGAGGAGAAGGAGAAGGAGAAGGAGGCGACGACGGUCACUCUGAGGAGGGGCAAGGAGCCUAAGGAAGGGAAGGAGAGGAAGGAGAGAAGGACAAAGGUGAAGGAGGGGAGGAAGGAGAGCAGGACAGAGCUGAAGAAUGUGUCAGGGGGGAGAGCGGCGCCCGGCCCCGCUCAGGUGCCCGUUAAGGUACCCGGGAAACGAGGGAGGAAACCCAAAGUGAAAGUCCUCCCUCCUCUGCCGACGAAUCAAGCACCUCCUCCUCCUGCUCCUCCUCCGGGUCUCCACACUAAAGUCUCGGUCCAGCCCCACAAAAAGAACCAUGGCCCGGCCAACAGCAAGAGGCCGGCCCCCUCAGCGCCUAAACAGAGAGGCCGCAAACCCAGAGAUCCUGGCGCCGCGCCGGUGGAGAAGAAGAAGAAGGGGAAGAGGAGAAACGCGGAGCUGGCUGUCCAGGAGGGGGCGGAGAGUGACGACACUACCUCAAUGUCGACCCUCAACAUGGGAGGAGACGACAGCCAGGACCCCCUGGAUAACGCUAAGCGGCGUUCAGGACGUCAGGUGAAGCGGAGGAAGUAUAACGAGGAUUUGGACUUCAAGGUCGUGGACGAUGAUGGAGAGACCAUCGCAGUUCUUGGAGCCGGUCGAAUCUCAGCGCUCAACGCCACGGCUCUGGCGUGGCAGGCCGAGGAGCCUCCUGAAGACGAGGCCAACAUCAUCGAGAAGAUUCUGACGGUGCGAACAGCAAAGAAAGAGACGUCUUCAGAGGAACAAGUCGAGGACAGAGAGGAGUUUUACGUCAAGUACAGAAAUUUUUCCUACCUUCACUGUAAAUGGGCGACUCUGGAGGAGCUGGAGAAAGAUCCCAGAAUCCACCAGAAGAUCAAACGCUUCAGGACCAAACAGGCUCAGAUGAAACACCUGUUCACCGAGCCUGACGAGGACAUAUUUAACCCGGACUACAUCGAGGUGGACCGGGUGCUGGAGGUGGCUGUUACCACGGAUACGGAGACCGGAGAGGAGGUGACUCACUACCUGGUGAAGUGGUGCAGUCUGUCCUACGAGGAGGCCACCUGGGAGCUGCAGGAGGACCUGGACCCCGAGAAGAUCAAAGAGUUCGAGGGGAUCCAGAAACUGCCGGCAGACCUCAGACACAUGGAGCGUCCUGUUCCAGACAAGUGGCAGAAGUUGGAUCACUCCAGAGAUUACAGGAACGGAAACCAGCUCAGAGAAUACCAGUUAGAGGGGAUGAACUGGUUACUGUUUAACUGGUACAACAGGAAAAACUGCAUCCUGGCCGACGAGAUGGGUUUAGGAAAAACGAUCCAGUCCAUCACCUUCCUGUACGAGAUCUUCAGCAUGGGGAUCCGCGGGCCCUUCCUCAUCAUCGCCCCCCUGUCCACCAUAACCAACUGGGAGAGAGAGUUUCGUACGUGGACGCACUUGAACGUCAUUGUGUAUCACGGCUCGCAGAUCAGCCGGCAGAUGAUCCUGCAGUACGAGAUGUUCUACAGAGACUCACAGGGGAACACUAUCCCGGGGGUGCUGAAGUUUCAUGGCGUGAUCACCACCUUCGAGAUGAUCAUGGCCGACUGUCCCGAGCUGAAGAAGCUGCACUGGCGCUGCGUGGUGAUCGAUGAGGCUCAUCGCCUGAAAAACAGGAACUGCAAACUGCUGGAGGGACUCAAACUCAUGAACCUGGAACACAAGGUUCUGCUGACAGGGACUCCUCUGCAGAACUCGGUGGAGGAGCUGUUCAGUCUGCUGAACUUUCUGGAGCCGCUGCAGUUCCCUUCCGAGAGCUCCUUCCUGGAGGAGUUUGGAGACUUGAAAACUGAGGAGCAGGUAAAGAAGCUUCAGGCCAUCCUGAAGCCGAUGAUGUUGAGGAGACUGAAGGACGACGUGGAGAAAAACCUGGCGCCCAAAGAAGAAACCAUCAUAGAGGUGGAGCUGACAAACAUCCAGAAAAAAUAUUACCGAGCCAUCUUAGAGAAGAACUUCUCCUUCCUGUCGAAAGGAGCCAACCAGCACAACAUGCCCAACCUCAUCAACACCAUGAUGGAGCUCCGCAAGUGCUGCAACCACCCCUACCUGAUCACAGGAGCGGAAGAGAAGAUUCUGGAGAGCUUCAGGAAGUGCCACAGUCCCGACGCUUUGGACUUCCAGCUGCAGGCGAUGAUCCAGGCGGCGGGGAAACUGGUGCUGAUCGACAAGCUGCUGCCCAAACUGCUGGCGGGGGGACACAAAGUCCUCGUCUUCUCCCAGAUGGUCCGCUGCCUGGAUAUCCUGGAGGACUACCUCAUCCAGAGACGCUACACCUACGAGCGCAUUGACGGCCGUGUGCGAGGGAACAUGCGGCAGGCGGCCAUCGACAGGUUCUGUAAGCCGGAUUCGGACCGCUUUGUGUUCCUGCUGUGCACCAGAGCCGGAGGUUUGGGGAUCAACCUGACGGCUGCAGACACCUGCAUCAUCUUCGACUCGGACUGGAACCCUCAGAACGACCUGCAGGCCCAGGCCCGCUGUCACCGGAUUGGUCAGAGCAAAGCGGUGAAGGUGUACAGGCUGAUCACCAGGAACUCGUACGAGAGGGAAAUGUUCGACAAAGCCAGCCUGAAGCUCGGGCUGGACAAAGCCGUCCUGCAGGACAUCAACCGCAAAGGAAGCCUCAAUGGGGUUCAGCAGCUGUCCAAGCUGGAGUUGGAGGAUUUGUUGAAGAAAGGAGCGUACGGAGCUCUGAUGGAUGAGGAAGACGAGGGUUCCAAGUUCUGCGAGGAGGACAUCGAUCAGAUCCUGCAGAGACGCACUCAGACCAUCACCAUCCAGACUGAAGGGAAAGGCUCCACGUUCGCCAAGGCCAGUUUCGUCUCCUCUGGGAACAGAACAGACAUUUCUCUGGACGACCCAAACUUCUGGCAGAAGUGGGCGAAGAUCGCAGAGGUGGAGAUCGACUCCAAAUCUGAGAAGGAGUCUCUGGUGAUCGACACGCCCCGGGUCAGGAAGCAGACUCGUCACUACAACUCGUUCGAGGACGACGAGCUGAUGGAGUUCUCGGAGCUGGACAGCGACUCGGAGGAGCGGCCGUGUCGGACUCGGCGGCUCGGCGAGCGCAGCAGGCGGUACCUCCGAGCCGAGUGCUUCAGGGUGGAAAAGAACCUGCUGAUCUUUGGGUGGGGUCGGUGGAAGGACAUCCUGAACCACGGCCGCUUUAAAUGGCACCUUGCAGAGAGAGACAUGGAGGCGAUCUGUAGGGCUCUGCUGGUUUACUGUCUGAAACACUACAAAGGAGACGACAAGAUCAAGAGCUUCAUCUGGGAUCUGAUCACACCCACCAAAGAGGGCCAGGACCAGGCGCUGCUCAACCACUCGGGUCUGUCGGCGCCGGUCCCUCGUGGUCGUAAGGGGAAGAAGCUGAAGAACCAGCUGAAUGUUCCCGAGCUGAAGAACGCCGACUGGCUGGUCCACUGUAACCCGGAGGUCGUUCUGCAGGACGAGAGCUACAAGAAACACCUGAAACAACACUGCAACAAGGUGCUGCUGAGGGUCAGGAUGCUGUACUACCUGAAGGUGGAGGUUUUAGGUGAAGCUGCUAAUCAGUCUGUGGAGGGAGUUCCUGCCAGUAAACUGGAGGUGUCACUCCCCGACAUCGACUACAUCGAAAUCCCGGCGUCGUGGUGGGACACAGACGCCGACAAGUCUCUGCUGAUCGGAGUCCACAAACACGGUUACGAGCGCUACAACGCCAUGCGAGCCGAUGCAGACCUGUGUUUCCUGGAGAGAGUGGGGAUGCCCGACGUCACCGCUCUGUCUGCUGAACAGGGAGGAGGGGAGGGGGCUGCAGACCUCGCUGACAGUGUUUGCAAACCGGAGGAGACGAAGGACGAAGCAGAGAGCAAAGCUGACGGAGGAGAGGACCGAGACGAGAGCAGCAAGGGAGAGGAAACCUGCUCGAGCACGGACACUUCAGACAAACCGGACAGCACAGGACCAGACUGCCAGAUGUCCGGCGACUUGUGCGCUCAGGAUGCCACACUGGUCACCACGACGACCACAGGAACGGGUACAGGUGUGGCGGCGCUCCAAGUGGUCCAGGCCCGCCCCCUCUGGCCCACUGGUCCCGCCCUGACGGCGCGCUUGCGGCGCCUGAUCACCGCCUACCAGCGCUUCACGCUGCGCCGCGAGCCGCUGCUCAGACACGACUUCCUGCUGCACGACGGCCUGGUCGGCAUGGGGAUGGGAGGAGGCGGAGCCGCACACGGUCAUCACGCGGGGGGGCCGCUGCCGUGGCAGCUCGGGGAGGAGCUGAGGAGGUGCACCGUGGUCGCCACCGAGCCCGACCCGCUGUUUCUGGAGUGGCAGAGAAGGUGGACUCGUCGGGAACAGGCAGACUUCUACCGCACCGUGUCGUCGUUCGGGGUGGUGUACGACCCGGAGAGGAAAAUCUUCGACUGGUCUCAGUUCCGAGCUCUGGCGCGGCUGGAGAGGAAGACGGACGAGAGCUUGGAGAGAUACUUCAACUCCUUUGUGAACAUGUGCAGGACGGCCUGCAAACUGCCUCCAAGGAAGGAAGAAGGGUUGGUGGACCCCUCCGUGCUCGUGGAGCCUCUGACAGAAGAGAGAGCAGCGAGGACGUUGUACCGCAUCGAGCUGCUGCGGAAGAUCAGAGAGCAGGUUCUCCGUCACCCUCUGAUCUCGGCCCGCCUCCAGCUGUGCCGCCCCUCCCUCUACCUCCCCGUGUGGUGGGAGUCCGGCAAACACGACCGGGACCUUCUCAUCGGGGCUGCGCGCCACGGCCUGAGCCGCACCGACUUCUACAUCCUGAACGACCCCCAGCUGAGCUUCCUGGAGGCUCACAGGAACUACGUCAGGGGUCACCCCUCCCACCUCCACGCUCAGAGUCAUCAUCACCCCCACCACCCGGGGUUAACUACUCACCCCGGGAUCUCGUCCUCUUCCUCCUCCUCCUCGUCUCACCCUCAGCUGUCUCACCCUCACUGCUGUCUCUACGACUCCAGUCUGAGUCAACACUCCCCUCAGCCCCCUGAAUACCCCCACCAGUCCUCCCACCACCACCAGCACCACCCAGUGCCUCCGUCUGCUCCCUCCCCGUCCUCCUCUCACCCUCACCUCCACCCUCCCCCGCCUGCCUCCCCCAGCCUGGGGAUAGUUCCUGGCUCUCGGGGAGAUUUCCUGGACUGCCCCCCUCUGGAUGAGACCCUGGAGCUCGGCGCUCUGCACCACGACGCCAUGUCUGCAGACGGUUUGCACGGAGGGAAGGCGGCCAAGGACGCCCUCAACGGCUUCCCGUUUAACUCUGCUGCGGGAGGGCAGAGCAUGCUCAACUCGUACGGAGUGGGCGGAGCCGACCUCGACUCCAAACUGAGGAGUGAUGUUCUCGUUGGAGAGCAGGGAUCGUCGGAGGAAACGGGGCUGAUGGCGCCGUCAGUGGAGCUCGAUCAGUUACAGGCUCCCUGGGACGGCACGGACCACUCGAGUCCAGCGCACCACAUGUUCAACGAGUCCGAUCCCAUCCUGGGUCCCUCCGCUCUGGAGCCCGGCUUCCUGGAGGAGGAGGACGAGGAGGCUCAGGGGGGAGACAGAGGAGGGGAGGAAGGAGGGACUCUGGAGGAGUGUCUGGGCCUCCCCCCCUCCUCCUCUCCCUCCCACCCGUCUGCAGGAGACUCGGUGGAGCCGCUGAGCUCCAGCUACAUGCUCUUCAAGGACAUCGGCGUGAGCGAGGAGCCCAGCGCGGAUCAGACCGACCUGUCAGCGAGCCCGCCUCCUCCCUACGUCCCUCCUCCUCCCCUCUCUCUGUCUGACAUCACCGCCCACGACCCGCAGGAUAGGCUGGGCCACUCUGAUGUCACUGAGAGUCUGACCAAUCCUGUGGAAGAGGAAGAGGACGGACAGGAUGCCGGCGCCGGGUUUGAGUUUGAAGACAAAGAGGAGGAAGAUGUGGAAGAGAAAAAAUACACGACUCAAAGCCUGGAGGGAGAGGAGGGGGAUGAAGAUCAAGGUGCUGACCGAAGUCUGGGAGUCUUGAGUCCCCAAAUGGUGGCACCACAGAUGGAUGGGAUGGAACCCGAGCCGAGCGUUGGAGAGCAGGACGAGAGGAUGGAGGUAUCAAACCAACUCUCUCAAGACCUUCAGGAGAGCUUCAACCAAUCAGAGUGCAAAGAGGAGUGUCUGCAGGGCGUGCAAGCCUAUCUGGGAAAGCUGCAACAGGAGGGAAGCCUUGUUUGUCCCGAGUCGAUUGAAGAGCCGGGAGAGGAGGUGGAUGGGAUGAUUUUAUAUCAAACCGGGGAAGAAGACACUCUGGAAAACUCACCUGUCUCUGAAACACUGAUCGGGAAUCCACCUGGAGAGUUUGUGCAAGUGGAGGGCAAUUCCAGCGAUCUUGCAGAUCAAGUGGACGAGAUCUCAGAAGGCCAGAUGGACGGUGUUUCUCUUCUGAACGUUCCCCUGUGCGAGGACACCAAACCCAAUGACAUGGAGCAUGAGAGCAUUUAUUCAGAAUAUGCAAAUCCUUCCUGUGCCUCUGCGUCAUCACCUGCAGCGGCGUCAAAGUCUGAGGAAGCCUCCUCACAGAUAGAUGGGAUCAAAACUGAGAUCUCCAUGGAUCAGGAGAACUAUGACGGCCCAGCUGACAACAAGGACAAUCUAAUCCACCAAAGCCAAGGCAAAGUUUCCCCUGAUCUCUCUGACAGUGUUGACACAAAGCCUUCAGAUCUGAAGUUUCCUCUCUUGUCAGAUCAUGUCAGAGAGAAGAGACGUCAGGAGCUGGAGCUGCCGAUCAAGAGGGAAGAAACCAAGACGGAGACGUUUGACGACGUCUACCCCGACAGCUCCCAAGUCAAACAUGAACUUUCCUACGUUGUGAAGUCAGAGGACUUGGUGACCAAGUCUGAGCAGGUGGAGUUUCCCGUCAAAGCAGAGACUCUGGAGUCCAAACCUGAAGACCUGAGCCUCCCCGUGAAGCCUGAGAGCGAGGACAGUAAACCUGAAGUCCUCCAGUUUGCAGCUUUCUCAGGAGUCAAACCCGAAAACAAACCUUUAGCUCUCGGGUUCGCAGCUUUCUCAGACGGAUCCAAACUGAAGACGGAGACGAAGCCAGAGCGCCUGGAGUUCUCGACGUAUCCCGACAGCUCAGAGAUCAAACCCGAGGCCAAACCGGAGAGCCUGGAGUUCCGAGCCGGACCUGAGAUCAAAGCUGAGACCAAACAGGAGAUGCUUGAGGCCGACAGCACCGUCCUGACCCCGAAGCUCGAGCCUGUCGACGGGCUGGUGGACGCCUCGGGGAGUCUGAUGGUGAAAGGACAGGUGAAGGAGGAGAGGCCGGCUACACCUGUGCCCGUGUCUGAGGGUUACGUCGGCAGCCCGAGGUUUGCCGCUCCGAUGUCCAUGUGUGAGAUUCCCGACAGCCUCCAUGACAGCAGGGAGCCAACCAUCGCUCAGCUGCUGCAGGAGAAAGCUCUCUACUCGUUCUCUGAGUGGCCGAAGGACCGCGUCAUCAUCAACCGCCUGGACAGCAUCUGUCACGCCAUCCUGAAGGGGAAGUGGCCGUCAUCGAGCGAGCAGUACGACUCCCCCGGCUCGCUCCCCGCUAACUCCUGCCUGGCUAACAGUCUGUCCCAGCAGCAGCAGCAGCAGCAGCAGCAGCAGCAGCACCACCGUGCCAGUUUCCUGACCACCACGGCCUCCAGCUCCGUCCCGAGCCAGUCCAGGGUCCAGCAGGCCGGUCCUGGGCUCGGGUUCUCCAUCCCGCCCCCGCUGACAAGACUACCUAAGUACAUGCAGCGGGGCGGGGCAUGUGGGCGCGGAGCUUGGCGCCUCACCUCCUUGCCUCUCUUACAGGAGAGGCUGGUGGCUCCGCCUUACCUCCCCGAGCUCAAGCGAGCGGGAGGGCGGAGGUUUGACUAUGAAGCGGCAGCAGCUGCGGCCGCUGCUAAAGUCCUGGCCGGGAAGUCGUUGUCGUCUACCGCUACCACCACCAGCUCCGGCGGGGCCGCUCCUGUGGUGGCCCCGCCCUCUCACCGUACGGGCGCCAUGUUGAUAAACGGCUGGCAGGAAGCGGCCAUCGACCUGACCAAGUCGUCCGGAGAGAUCAGCACCACCAGCGGAGCGGGAGAGUCUGCGGCCUCACCAGGGGGUGGUCACAAGCUGCCGCCGCCGCCCCCCAUUACCGCCCCACUGACUGGCUCGGUGGGCAUCGACAUGGCGGGGAUCCUGCAGGCGGGGCUCAUCCACCCUGUGACGGGGCAGAUCAUCAACGGGAGCCUGAGAGGAGACGACUCCCUGAGGAGGAGGAGGGGCAGGAGGAGAAACGUGGAGGCUCUGUACUCUGAGUUCACCAAGAACAGAGGACUGCACCUCCCCGACACACAGGGCCGCGUGGAGGUGAUCAGCCACUCCUCCGUCUCCUCCUCCACCUCAUCUCCGUCCCCCUCGCCUUCAGACCGACCUGCAGGCCCCCCCACGCCGUCCUCCUCCUCUACGCCCACCCCCACCCAGACGCCUCCUCAGCCGGAGAUCGUGGCCAUCGACAGAGAGGCGGCGAGUAAAGGUCUGAUCGAGUGGCUGAGGCAGAAUCCAGGAUACAGCAUGGAGCUCCCUUCAUUCGCUCAUUCCGGAGCUGGUCUGUUACACGGCUUCGUGGAGCGCCCGAAGCAGAGGAGGCAUCGCUGUAAGGACCCCACCAAGCUGGACAUCAACACUCUGACGGGGGAGGAGAGAGUUCCUGUGGUGCACCGAGGCACCGGACGCAGGCUCGGAGGGGCGAUGGCGCCGGCCAUUAAGGAGCUCUCCAGGUGGCUUGAUGCAAACGCUGAGUAUUUUGUAGCUCCGGACUGGGCUGACGUGGUCAAACACUCUGGUUUCCUUCCUGAGGGGAUGUUCUCGCGGAUCCUGACAGAACCGGUCAACAGAGACCCCGGUUCUCGGCGUCGAGGCCGGCGACCUCGCAGCGAGAUGCCUAAGCCCCUCCUCUCCGUCUCAGACUCUGGCUCCUCUGGCCUGGGCCCGCCCCUCUUCAUGAACGGCGGUUUGAUCGGCAGCAUGGACUCGAUGGUGGCGAUGCAGAACCUCCGCGGCGGGAUGGGUAUUCCCAUCUCCGGGAUCAUGGCGGCCGGAUUCCCUCACGGUUUCUCUGCAGCUGUGCAGGCGGGAGGAGGCGCGGCGUCUUCAGAAGACACAAAGAACGGAUUGAGCAUGUUACCCAUGAUGCUUCACGGCAUCCCACACCCUCAUGGGGCUGCGAUCCCGCAGCACGCCUUGUUCAGCGUCAGUGCGAUGAUGGCACACGCACCGCCUCCUCCUCACCCGAGCUCCACCUCCUCCUCCUCUUCUUCUACAUUGUCUGCUGCAAAGGUUACCACGACAACCGCGCCGUCUACAUCUGAGGCAGCCAGUCCCUCGUCGACGACGCCUGCUGAGAGAGAGAGCGCCGCGUCCUCUGGCUCUGCUGGAGUAGAGAAGGAGCGGAGCCAGGAGGAGAAAGGUGCGGCAGACACAAAAAAAAGAGCAGGAGGGGCGGAGUCAGCGGCCAUCAUCACCUCCACCAGCAGGGCGCAGUUUGGCGCUGCUCAUCUGGGCGGCGGUACUAGCAGCCAUCUUACCUUCAACCCGUUCCUGAUCCCUGGCAUGUCGCACGGCCUGCUGUACCCGCACAUGUUCCUCCCGCACGGGGGCAUCAUGGCGCUCCCCGCCAUGCCUCCUGGAGCGUUGGACGGCUCACCGGGGAGCCCCAAGAGGAGGAGGAAGAGAGGGCGCGAGGAGGGGGAGAGAGAGGAGGAGAGGGAGAAGGCCGAGAGAGAAAGUACAUUUAAAGCGAGUGUGUCCUCCUCGUCUCCCUCCCUCGCCUCCACCUCCGGUCUCUCCCUGACUGAGGAGCCCGCCGCCGCCGCCGCCGCCGGGCAGGGGCGUGCAGAGGAGGAGCCUGCAGAGCCCCAGGAACCAGACUCCCAUCAGCACCCCGAGGGAGCCGCGGCAGAGGAGAAGGAGGAGAGAACGGGGGACACAGGAGGGGAGGCACCGGAGGAGGAGGAGGAGAAGCAGGACGCUGAGGAGCAGAGACAGGCGGGAGGAGAGGAGGCGUAGAAGAGGAGAAACUGCGCCCGCCUCCUCCUCCGCUGAGCAACCGUGUAAAGUUUGUGCCGUGUCUGUCAGUCAAUGUCCAUGUAAAGACUUUUACUAUGAUGAUGACUAAUAAUGAUGAUUAUAUUCGACUUGGUUUUGUUUAUAUACCAAGACCCCGCCCACUCCCCCACAAGCUCCGCCUCCUCCCCCUCCUCCUUGUAUACAAAAACAACUAGUGUAAGAAAUCUUCUGUGUAUUCUUCCCCUUCAUUCUGCAUCCAGACUGAGUCAUGAGUGACACUUUAUCAACACACACACACACACACACACUGCAGGAGAAUAAAACAGCUGAGCGUUGGCGUGCAUAUUUCCCCGCUUAUGACCUCAAAGGGAUGGCGAUGAGCGUUGAGGUGGUCCUGAUAAUCUUAACGAGCACCUGUGUCUCUAUUCUCACUCCCAGCACACUCCAUCGAGUUUUUUGUCUUGAAGAUGAACUCGAAGCUUAAACCAGCAUUCCCACGAUUGCGUGAAGCUCAAACUCCAUUUUCUGUUCUGAGGUCGGAGAUACGCUCGCUGUUUAACGAAGCGGCUGCAUCGCGAAGCGUUUAGCGUUCGCGUGUCUGGCUCUGCCCUGCACGUGUUACUGGAGGUCACCUCUAGAGGGCGCCCCGUAGAGGUCAGGUUCUACAGACACCCGAGGAGGUGACUGUAAUGUUCAUUCUGGGAUCAGAACUAACUUAAUAUAAUAGUGAGGUCAGAUCAGCUCAGACUGACUCUUGAGUUUACUGAGUGAGUGUCUGUCAGCGUUUCAGCAGCUGUAGGAAAAAAACUAAAACAACAGACGCACUCAGAUGAAAGUUCAGUAACUCGUUGAGACAUGUUGACGUCAGUUUUGAAGCUUUUCUGCCCAGACAAAACGGCAGGUGGCCACAGGGCCUUAAUUCUGUCACAUCUGCCUCUACACUGCCCUCUGCUGUUCAUGUGCAUACUGCAGCUUGCGACCACUUGGUGUUCAUUUUUUUGAGGUUUGCACAGCCGAGGCUCUGAACAUGACCGCAGAGGAACAGGAGGCAGGCGUAACGCAAACGUGAAUGAGCGGUUAAAAGCAAGAAUAUCUCCGACCUCGAGGUUAUAAACACAACCACAACAUACAAAGAUAACAGACAUCAGCCCCAAAACAACAUCUCUAAAUUCUCCUGACACAAUCUUUAUUUAAGAGAUGUUUUUUAUUUUAGUUUUUCUAUUCAAAGACGGAAAAAAUCGUGAUUAAACUGGAAGGUCAAAGGUCACACGACAGGUCAAUUCCUCGUCGUUUUUUCAGAUCGUCUGUCUGCAUGCCCCAGCUCCACCAUGUUUUAGAUACUUAGCAUAAAUAUAUUUUUGAACUUGACCUCGAUUAUUAACGCUACACCAGCUUCUUCACUCUUCAGACAGGAAGAGGAAACACUGAGAACAAGAACUCCACCUUCUCGUUUGCUUUCAUCGAUAAACAAGCAGAGAACAAUCGUGAGAUUCAUUUCUUUUAUUCUUUUCAUCAUGUCGAGAUUUUUUUUAACAACUCAAAACACAAAGUCACUUUGAGAGGAAAUCAAGGAAAAAGGAACUGUAAAAUUAAGAGCACCUUCAGGCCACCAGGGGGCGGUAGGAGGCAGAUGAGAUUGUAUUAUGCCUUGCAACCAGUGAGGCGGCGGGACGGAGGGAGACGAGAGGAGGGGAGGGAGGAGGAGGAUUUUCUUUCUGUUCUGGUUUUAUCCGACUCCCACAUGUGACGUACAAGAGCUGCAGAACGGAUCCACUCAUGACCUGUAGCAUCAUCUCAUCGGUCGACCCCCUCACCUUUUCUUUCCAUCCUGUGCGUCGUCUGUCCAGAGAAAGGGAAUCAUUUGUUGUUCAGGAAUGAAGAACAGAUCAAAAAACAGGAUGAGGAGGGAUGCACGGCUGUGAGAAGCAUCGCUCUUUGUUUUCUUCAGUUGAGUUUUAAAGCAGUUCAUACUAAGAGUUUCUAAAUAUGUAAAUCUAUCGCUGUAUAUUGCUGUUUUUUUUUUUUUUCUUUCUUUCACCUUUUUGUUUCUGCAUUGGGAAAAAAAUACUUGACAGAAGCGAUGUUUGGCGUUGCGGUUAGUCCCGGUGUUUUCUGACUGUACUGUACAUGAAAUGAUGCAAAGUGUCUGCAGAACAGGGUGUGUAUUUAGAGGCGUUUAUGUCACAUGUUGGAAUUCACUUUGGUUUCGUUUUCAUACCUGAAAACACGAUUUUUUGCACAGUGUCUUUUUGUGAACCUGUUCCCGUAGAGUCCUGUGUUUCCUUCAGAGUAUGAGAGUGUGUGUGUGUGUGAGGUCACAAGAGAGAGAGUGUGUCUGUGUGCAUGCAUGCGCACACGUUUUUGAUGUCUUCUUCUCCCGUCUCGUCCCGACAGGUCACAUUUCUUGUUGAGAAAAAAAAAAAACAUAGUUGUUGCCUUGUCACAAGUUUGUGGCUCCAUAUAAUUUAUUCUACUUUUUUCCUUUUGCUUUGCCAAACUCUCACCAAAUAUGACAUUCAUUCUUUUUUUUAGUUUCAUGACGUAUUAUUCAACGUAAAAUGCCUUAUUUAGCGAGUAUUUGUUUUUGUAUAGCCAUUCUGUUACAUCUCCAUAUAUGAACAUGUUAUUGUUACUGUGUUUGUUUGUAUGCGUACAAGGCCUUGGCCAUGUGCAUUAUCUUCAUUAUCUUCACGUCAGUGCGAAGGUACCGCGGUCUCCAAAUCACUACGUUAAUUCCCAAACAAUCAGUCAUCCCUGAAAGCACAAACGGAGAGUUAACAAAACGUUUCUAACCAGUGCCUCUAAAACGACCUUUCAUAGUUUCUCUCUUCUCUCUGUGGGUGUCACUUGUGCACUAUGUGGACGCCAUGCUUCGAUAGUUACAUCAUCCCCCGGUUUGGGGGGGGGAGGCAGGACGAUGAACAUUUGGAAAUGUCACUCCGAUAUGCAGACGAUACCAUGCUGUUUGUUAAGUGGGAAUUCUGGAUUCUCUCCAACCCGAGUCGUGGAUCAUUUUACACUCAAAUCCAUUGUAGAGGUUCAGAAAAGAUGAGCAAGAUGUCACCCGGAAAAGAAGCGUCUCGGAAUCGAAAAAUUUCGGCCUUGCCUCAGUCUCAGAUUGGACGGACUCUGGAUUUUAAGUCAAGACCACCACUGACCACGUCGUUAAUGUAAUAAGAAGCAAAACUUCAAUUCAUUCAUAAUUAGAUUUUUAUCCCCCGGUUACUGACGCAACCUUCCCACGGUCGAAGUGAGGGACACGCCCCCUAAACACAAGAUGACGAUUUUUCAGAGAUAGAGGUCUUGCUUCGAUCUUACCCUGCCUUGGUCUUGGUCUUGACUUGGUCUCGGGACACUCUGGUCUUGGUUAGGUCUUGGUCUCUGGUGGUCGUGGUCUUGACUACUACACUUGAUCCGUCUACAUGACACUUUUAGAAUAAUGAAAUCUAAAUGACCAUCAACAAAGUACGUCAGUUCAGAGCACAGGUUGACUAAUGGAAGUUCCGGGUUUGUCCAUUUUGGAACGGACCAAGCAGUGAAAGUGACACGAGAGGAAAAGCUAAGUGCUUAACUUAGCGAACUCUUCACAAGACCUUUGUAGGGCGAAAUUGGUAAAGAGGCAAUGUACUUGCAUGGAGCGGUUAAUGGCGUCUCCAGCAGUUAGGCGUACGGUACUUUAGUGCCGCCGUGAGUCGUUCUGAUUCUCUACAAUGGAGACGAGUCAUAAAAAUGUUCUGACUUUAGAAACACAGUUUGUUAAACGCCAGAUUUUCCUGUCAAGAAUUGCUGUUGAAUCCCGCACCGCGCUCAUUCUGCACGAGGCCUUCUGUUCGCCAUCCAGCACCGCGUCGAGGAAAAUAACGCGCGCACGGUUUGUCUCCACUUCAAAUAUCCGACCGUCUUUGUGUUUUCCUAAAUCAGCAGCCUGUCGUUUUGUUCCACGGCGGAGGAAUCGCUUCAAUCCCACAUCGCUCUCUCUGUUACGGACUCGAUCUGGUGAGAAAACCUGAAAGGAAGUCGUGCAGGUUUCAGUGUGCGAGGAGACUGGAGGCUCUGUGUACACGUCACGCCAUGCCUUCUCUAACAGUGUUCUGUCUGCUCAUGUCACCUCAACAUGUUGUAAACGUUUGAUCUCUGCUCAUGAAUGAUGUAUUUAUUGUAUAGUUCUUGUCUUUACAUGACUGACUUUUGUUACUCUUGAAAGUCUCCUGAAAGCAUUUUUUGGUUCACAUGGAAGUUAAACUCUGCUUUUCUUUGUCACUUUUUAACCUGCUAUAUAAAGAUGUUUUUAAAAGUC